AUGAAUUGCCCUCCGGCCACCGGCACCGCCGUCACCAGCACCGGCAAGAAGCCAACGACCGCCGGCUCACACGCCAACCUCCUCCCUACUUCUCCUCUCGCCGCGUCUAGUCUCCACCUUCCCCGCUUGCCGCCGCCACCUCCCCUUUCGUGCAGCAACCACGCUCCCGUCCCCGCUGCCACCUCCACCCUCUCCAGGAACCCCGCCACCGCCACCCUCCACCCAUCCGAUGAUUCCCUCUCCUCCAUGUCCCCGCGCGAGCAGACGGCGCUCCUCUCGCGGCAGCGCCACUGGCGCCGCGCCCACGACCUGUUCGACCGUUUGCGCGCGCUCCCGAGCUACGCCCCCAACCCUGUCCACUACAACGUCCUCCUCCGCCACCUCGCCCGCGCACGCCGGUGGUCCGAGCUCGGCCGCACCUGGCUCAGGAUGUCCCGGGACGACGCCGUGCCGCCCUCCAAUCCAGCCUACGCCGCCCUCGCCGACGCUCUUGCCAAGGCCGGUUUGGCACAAGAAUCCCUCCUGCUUCUCCUGCACAUGCGCGCACGAGGUGUUUCCCCUGACGAGGUAUCCAUGAACACCUUCGUCCGCAUCCUCAAGAACACUGGCCGCUACUCGGACGCACUCAUCCUCUUCACCAACUGGUGCGAUGGCAGGUUCGAUGUUGAAUUCCUCCAUCUUGAAUACAGACCCGUUGAUUUCCAUGGGCCGAUGAAAUUCUUGCUAGACGACAUGUCCCACGAGAAACUUCAUUCUGCUGGCGCACCGGGCGUUGAGGAGGUUCCUAGUAGGAAGCCAAAGCUUGUGGUCACGUAUAACACUAUGAUCGACCUUUAUGGAAAGGCUGGGAGGCUCAAGGACGCGCUGGACAUGUUUCUGGAUAUGCUGGCUUGUCAAGUUAUGCCAGACAUAUAUACGUUCAAUUCCAUGAUCAACGUAUUUGGCUCACAUGGCAGCAUAGAGGAGGCAGACAUCCUGCUAGCUAACAUGCUCGUCAGAGGGAUCACUCCGGACAUUAGGACCUUCAAUGUGCUGAUGACGGUGUCUGCGUCAGUGGGGGAUGUGGAGGGAGCUUUGAGGUACUACCGUCAGAUUGGGAGGACCGGGUUAUGUGCCGAUGCUGUGAGCUAUAGGAUUAUGCUGCAGGUGCUAUGUGAGAGGAACAUGGUGCAUCAAGCAGAAGAUGUGAUCCAAGGGAUUAUCAAGUCUGGUACUGGUGUUCAUGAACAGUCCAUUCCACUUGUCAUGAAGAUGUACAUUGAUCAAGGAUUGCUUGACAAGGCAAAUGCAUUCUUUGAAAGGCAUUGCAGAGGUGCGGAGGUGUCAUCCAGGAAUUAUGCUGCCAUCAUGGAUGCUUAUGCAGACAAGUGUCUCUGGGAAGAAACGGAGCAUAUUUUCCACUGUGAUAGGGGAGCUGGGGGCAAGAGGGACAUAGUGGAAUAUAAUGUCAUGGUUAAGGCUUAUGGUUUGGCAAAACAGUAUGAUAGAGUCGCACCUCUACUUGAGAACAUGAAGUGCUCUAGUAUCUCACCUGAUGAGUGCACUUACAAUUCCUUAAUUCAGAUGUUUUCUGUUGGUGGAUUUCCACUGAGAGCUAAGAAGCUUUUGCGUAAAAUGAAAGACACGGGAUUUAAACCAGCAUGUGAGACAUACUCUGCUGUUAUUAGAUCUUACUCCCACAAUUCCUUGGUAUCUGAAGCCAUAGAUAUGUACAAUGAAAUGAAGGCCUCUGCUGUUGAGCCAAAUGUGGUUGUUUAUGGUUUGAUGAUUGAUAUGUUUGCGGAGACAGGACAAGUGGAUAAGGCACUGCACUACAGCAAUUUGAUGGAAGAAUCUGGAAUCGUUCCAAAUCAUAUUACUUUGACUUCGAUAAUCAAGGCCUAUAGCAAGGUCAAUUGCUGGAAGGAAGCGCAGAUUUUUUAUACAAGGAUGAGGAACAUGGAUGGUGGCCCUGAUAUCAUUGCCUCUAAUACCAUGCUAAACCUCUAUGCAAAACUUGGGAUGGUCUUUGAGGCUAAGGCGAUAUUUGACAGUUUGACGAGAAAUAAUCAGGCUGAUGAUGUUUCGUACAUUACCAUGAUGUUCCUCUACAAGAACAUGGGCUUGCUAAGCGAGUCCAUUAAGAUCGCCCAUAAAUUACAGGAUUCAGGUUUACUAUCUGACUGUGCUGCAUAUAAUGCUGUUAUGGCAUGUUAUGUGGCCAAGGGUAACUUGAGAGAAUGUGCAGAAUUGGUGCAGAAAAUGGUGGAAGAUAGCAUCUUUCCAGAUGCCUCAAUGUUUCGGAUGAUAUUUUCUGCAAUGAAUAAAGUUAAUAUUUCAUCUGAGGAAGUGUUGCAGUUAGAAUCAGCAUAUAAUGAUGGCAGGAGUUCUGCCAAGCAUGCUAUACUUGCAUUCUUGUUUUCCAUGGCUGGCAUGCAUGCUACUGCAUUAAAUAUCUGCGAGCAACUUUUAAAGCCUGAGUUGGCAAUUGAUCCACGUGCAUACAAUGUUGCCUUCAAGGUGUAUGCUUCCUGUGGAGAGGUGGACAAAGCUUUCAGUUUGUUCACGCAGAUGCAUGCUUUAGGGCUAAAACCGGACACGGUUACUUACAUCCAUUUGUCAACUUGUUACGGGAUAUCUGGAAUGUCAGAAGCCAUGAGAAGGAUAAAUGGUCUUCUUGCAUAUAGAAACAGCGAGUUUAGCAAGUCUUUACAUAAUGCACUGGUUUCCUUUAGAGAAUCUGGAAACAAUGAUCUUGCUGCUCAGUUACUAGUCAAGAAAUGUUAAAGAGUUCAUCUAAGGAGCUGUAAACACACAAGGUGAUGAUGACUUCAUUGUGGACUUUGAAACUGGAGGUAAUGUAAUUGAUUAUUGGAGGUGAACUUUUUUUAAAGAUGUACAAAGAAGGGAUUCAGAAUCAUCUAUAUGAUUGAUGAUUGGAGGGAUAAAUUAUACUAUGUAGGUCAUCACCAAAUGAGCACGUGCAACAUGAUAACUUGCUACACAUGCAGUUAAGGGGCUGAGCAUGCCCAUGGCUCCAUGCGUAGUAGGCACAUCUUGUGCAUGGAAACGGGCAAACUGCAGUUUUGCAGAUGAAGGUGAUGUUCUGGAAGUUAUGUUUCCGGUGGAUCUGUUGGGCGUUUGUCUCUGUAGACUGAAUAAGGGCACAUCAAGAUAUGAUUCAGCUGUCUCAGGCUCCAACUAAAGCUCAUUGAAAGGUGAGAUGACCUGCCGCUUAUUAGUCAACAGUCAGAACACUGAGGUAUAUUGAUCCUCGGCGAAUUUCAGUGGGCAGAUCCCUGUGUACAUUAGGCUCUUGGCACCCUCUGUAACUUCAUUAAAGCUUGAUCUAAAUGGAGGGCCAUAUACAUUGAGUAACUGAUCUUACAUGCUGUGUUAUCGUUGACUUUAGCACCUCAGUGCUGGUUU
This is a messenger RNA of Lolium rigidum, 3408 nucleotides long. RefSeq names its product pentatricopeptide repeat-containing protein At1g73710. Gene Ontology annotation, molecular function: protein binding. Bases 1 to 2766 code for a protein of 921 amino acids. The record is from RefSeq and is a predicted model, not a curated record. The transcript is spliced from 3 exons. NCBI's taxonomy places the organism in Eukaryota, Viridiplantae, Streptophyta, Magnoliopsida, Poales, Poaceae.